AUGCCGCCGAGGCUUUUCCUUCAGCUCAAGGUUACAGGGCCCCUUCACGAUCUUUCACCACGCGAGGUCAUCACUCGCAUCAACGCCGACCCGAAUGGCUGGUGCAGAGACGGCGUCGACUGGGCGCGGGCUAAUGCGAUGCACUUCGGUUUGGACACCAGCAUGAGCGACAGCGACGGUCCUGACGCUGGCCACGAGGACGGGCGCGGCGCGGCGGCUGGCAGCGAGCCUCAUGGAGACGCGCUUCAGGACGGCGGAGCGGCUACCCAAGACCCCUACGACGGCUUGCAACGCGAUCACGACGGCCCCGAUGAUGAGGACAUGGAUGGCACGGCUGACACGGGCGACUACGACGGCGAGAUGUCCGACGGAGCUUUGGAGGAGUACGUUCCUCGCCAGCACCAGCGCGCCGAGAGCGCCCGCGAGCGCAUCGAGGCGAUGCAGGCCGCCGAGGAGACAUAUGCGGACGACCUUGGCACCGCCAAGGACGACGGCAUUGGUGAGAACGCCGCUGACACGAUCAAGGGCAGUUGUUGGUGGGAUAGGUUGUCCACUACAGAGUUGGACGUGUACUGCGCGCAGAAGCUGCUCGACGAGUACUACGAGGAGUGGGGGCACGACAACGACGACGAUGCCGACCCCCUCUGGACUUACCAGGAGCUGGCGCGGUACAUCAACAACAAGCACGCGAGGGCGAUUGCGCAGGAGGCCUCCCAAGGCAGCCAGGGCACGUGCGCGGAGCUCGACAAGGGCAAGGGCACGGAGCAGCUCGACAAGAGCAAGGGCACACGCAAGCUCGACAAGGGCAAGGGCACGGAGCAGCUCGAAGAGGGCAAUAGCACAAGCAAUCUCGACAAGGGCACGGGCACGGGUCAGCUCGACAAGGGCAAGGACACGAAGCAGCCCGACAAGGGCACGGGCACGGGAGACCUCGACACGGGCAAGGGCACGGCGCAGUUCGACAAGGGCAAGGGCACAGGCAAGGAGCAGCAACCCCGCACGCGCUACGAGACGAGGCGCGGCAUCUUGGAGGCCAGCUCGCAGGCGAACUUCGAGCAGGUGGCAGACGAGCUGGAGACCGACGACGACAGCCCUACGUCGCCGUUCCACAUCGUGGACCACGGGGAGCGCCGGGAGCGCUGGGACGCCAGCAAAGCCGGGAGCGCCGGGAGAGCUGGGCGAGCGCCGGGAGAGCUGGGCUCGCGGAGCCGCCGGGUGCGCCGGGAGUGGCCGGAGCGCCGGGAGUGGCGGGAGCACCGGGGCGGCCGGGAGGGCCAGGAGCGCUGGGCGGGCCAGGAGCGCCGGGAGAGCCGGGAGCGCCGAGAAUGCCGGGAAAGCCGCGAGCGCCGGGAGCGCAAGGAGCGCCGGGAGCGCAAGGGGCGCCAGGAUUAA
This is a messenger RNA of Prorocentrum cordatum, 1392 nucleotides long. The record is from the annotation of a GenBank genome assembly. NCBI's taxonomy places the organism in Eukaryota, Dinophyceae, Prorocentrales, Prorocentraceae.